GUUGCGUACUUUUCCCACCACUGGUAGUAUACAGGGAACAGGUUUCCAUCUGGGAGCCACGCUCCGUCUCCGCGGGGUGAUUCUCACCGUCGGAUGAAUCCAUUGUCUACAGCCGUUGAGCUGAGUGGGUUUUUCUCAAAGACAUCUGAGGUCAACUGCUAAUUUCUCUCUUUUUAUCCUCAGUCGAUAUACGAAACAAAUGUCAGGAACCAAGGGAAUUAAAACAAGAUUUGACGAUUUCAACCAACUCAAUGUCAUUAUUAUGUAUCCUAUAAAGUAACCAUCUGUAUUAUUUUGAGGUUUAAUUGAAGUUUUGUGGGUAAGCUGUAGACUUGAAUGUGCUGUGAAGCUUGUAGGCUAGUUGUCUAACUGGCUCGGUGCGAGGUUGUUUACAUUUAGACAGGGGUGCGCAGCGUCGAGAGCAGUUGACAGGUUCACUGUCGCCGAAGUUGGUGUUCUUCUGACGACCGGGAAAGGACCACUCCGAAAAAUAUUUGAUUCGGUGUUUUUUAAAAGAGAAUUUGGUUAUUUUCCCUUUUACCUUUGAAUAACGUGUGAAAUGUAGCUGGAAUGAACCGGAGAGAUUAAUCCUGGAACCAAAGGGAGACGGAGAGAGAGAGAGAGAGAGGGAUAUUUCACCAGUGGUUUGGUAAGCACUUCUCCCGAACAUGAAGGAGAAAAGUCGGGAUCAGAGCUUUUCUGACUCCCGGGAACUAGACGGGUCUUAUGAUCCGCUCACCGGUAACCCAGCAUCCAACCACAGCAAGCGAACUAUAAAACAGAGGUUCCUCAAGCUGCUGCCCUGCUGUCGCUCCAGAACCGCCCCCUCACUCAGUCAAAACAGUGUAGUGGAGGAUGGAGAGUUAUCUACAGUGUGUUAUAGACCAGAGGGGUUGGACCAGCUACUACAACAGACUAAGUUCACCAGGAGAGAACUACAGAUCCUCUACAGGGGCUUCAAGAAUGAAUGCCCUAGUGGUGUGGUGGAUGAAGAGACAUUCAAGUUAAUCUACUCCCAGUUCUUUCCUCAGGGAGACUCCAGCACCUACGCUCAUUUUCUGUUCGAAGCGUUUGACACCCACAAGAAUGGAACGGUGAGCUUCGAAGACUUCGUCACAGGCCUGUCAAUCAUCCUGAGAGGCUCUGUCACAGAGAAACUCAACUGGGCUUUUAACCUCUACGACCUCAACAAAGAUGGCUUCAUCACCAAAGAGGAGAUGACUGAUAUAAUGAGCUCUAUCUAUGACAUGAUGGGAACGUGUACGUACCCCUGUAUGCAGAACGACGCCCCCAAGGAGCACGUCGACAACUUCUUCCAGAAAAUGGACAAGAACAAAGAUGGCGUGGUCACCAUUGAGGAGUUUCUGGAGUCUUGUCAAAAGGAUGAGAACAUCAUGCAGUCCAUGCAUCUGUUUGACAACGUCAUUUAGUGAUACUUCCUGUGGGUGUGGCCUAAAGGACAGGGUGCCCAUAUUUAGCCUCACAGCCUCCACCCCUAGCUCCCCUCUAUCCCCAAACACAGACUCAUUAGGGAUGUCAGGUGGGUAAACAGUACCCCUCCAUGGAUCUCCACUCUCCUCCUACCUGGGAAGGUCAGACAACAGUUAGGUGGGCAAUAGGUACACCUCCAUGGGUCUCCACUCUCUCAUCCACCUCUAGCCCAUCUCUGCCCCCCAAAAGAGACUCCCCUACCUGGGAAGGUCAGACAACAGUUAGGGGCUCAAA
Messenger RNA from Oncorhynchus mykiss (rainbow trout), 1725 nucleotides. Lineage: Eukaryota; Metazoa; Chordata; Actinopteri; Salmoniformes; Salmonidae. The record is from RefSeq and is a predicted model, not a curated record.